AUGGGCUCCGGAGGUGGCAGGAAGGAACUGAGAAAUGGGGACGAGCUAAUGAAGGGGUGCUGGGCUAUUUUGUUGCAGCUGCUGGAGGACAACAUCAUCACUUUUGUGAAGAAUGAACUGAAGAGGAUCCAGAAGGUUCUCAGUCCAGAUUACCCAGAAUACUUAAAGAAUCAGAGGGAGGAGGAUGAGAAGACGAGGAGCAGCAGAGAGGCAUUUCUAAAGAUAACACUAAACUUCCUGAGGAGAAUGAAGCAGGAAAAGCUUGCUGACCAACUGCAGAGCAGAAUUCCUGCUUCAGUUUGUCAGCGUGAACUUAAAUCUAAGCUAAAGAAGAAGUUCCACUGUGUGUUUGAGGGGAUCGCUAAAGCAGGAAACCCAACCCUUCUAAAUCAUAUCUACACAGAGCUCUUCAUCACAGAGGGAGGGACUGCAGAGGUCAAUGAUGAACAUGAGGUCAGACAGAUUGAAACAGCAAACAGGAAACCAGACAGACCAGAAACAAUAAUCAGACAAGAGGACAUCUUUAAAGCCUCUCCUGGAAGAGAUGAACCAAUCAGAACAGUGCUGACAAAGGGAGUGGCUGGCAUUGGGAAAACAGUCUUAACACAGAAAUACACCCUGGACUGGGCUGAAGACAAAGCCAACCAGGACAUCCAGUUCAUAUUUCCUUUCACUUUCAGAGAGCUGAAUAUGCUGAAAGACCAAAAGUUCAGUUUGGUGGAACUUGUUCAUUACUUCUUUACUGAAAUCAAAGAAGCAGGAAUCUGCAGCUUUGAAGACUUCCAGGUUGUGUUCAUCUUUGAUGGUCUGGAUGAGUGUCGACUUCCUCUGAACUUCCAUAAAACUAUAAUCUUAACUGACCCUAGAAAGUCCACCUCAGUGGAUGUGCUGCUGAUAAAUCUCAUUAUGGGGAACCUGCUUCCCUCUGCUCGCCUCUGGAUAACCACACGACCUGCAGCAGCCAAUCAGAUUCCUCAAGGCUGUGUCGGCUUGGUGACAGAGGUCAGAGGGUUCACUGACCCACAGAAAGUGGAGUAUUUCAGGAAGAAAUUUAGAGAUAAGGAGCAAGCCAGCAGGAUCAUCUCCCACAUCAAGACAUCACGAAGCCUUCACAUCAUGUGCCACAUCCCAGUCUUCUGCUGGAUCACUGCUACAGUUCUGGAGGAUGUGCAGAAAACCAGAGAGGGAGGACAGCUGCCCAAGACCCUGACUGAGAUGUACAUCCACUUCCUGGUGGUUCAGGCCAAAGUGAAGAAGGUCAAGUAUGAUGGAGGAGCUGAGACAGAUCCACACUGGAGUCCAGAGAGCAGGAAGAUGAUUGAGUCUCUGGGAAAACUGGCCUUUGAUCAGCUGCAGAAAGGAAACCUGAUCUUCUAUGAAUCAGACCUGACAGAGUGUGGCAUCGAUAUCAGAGCAGCCUCGGUGUACUCAGGAGUGUUCACACAGAUCUUUAAAGAAGAGGGAGGACUGUACCAGGACAAGGUGUUCUGCUUCAUCCAUCUGAGUGUUCAGGAGUUUCUGGCUGCUCUUCAUGUCCAUCUGACUUUCAUCAAUUCUGGAGUCAAUCUAAUGAAAAACCAAACAACCACCCAGAAGUCUGAAACAAAAGAAUCUGCAGAGAAACAUUUCUACCAGACUGCUGUGGAUAAGACCUUACAGAGUUCAAAUGGACACCUGGACUUGUUCCUCCGCUUUCUUCUGGGUCUUUCGUUGGAGACCAAUCAGACUCUCCUACGAGGUCUUCUGACACAGACAGGAAGUCGCUCACAGACCAAGCAGGAAACUGUCCAGUACAUCAAGAAGAAACUCAAUGAGAAUCUGUCUGCAGAGAAAAGCAUCAAUCUGUUCCACUGUCUGAAUGAACUGAGUGAUCGUUCUCUAGUGGAUCAAAUCCAACAGCAUAUGACAUUAGGACUUCUCUCUUCACUGUCUCCUGCUCAGUGGUCAGCUCUGGUCUUCAUCUUACUGUCAUCAGAAAAAGAUCUGGAUGUGUUUGACCUGAAGAAAUACUCUGCUUCAGAGGAGGCUCUUCUGAGGCUGCUGCCAGUGGUCAAAGCCUCCAACAAAGCUCUACUGAGUCUCUGUAACCUCUCAGAGAGAAGCUAUGAAGCUCUGUCCUCCAUUCUCAGCUCGCAGUCCUCUACUCUAAGAAAAUUGGACCUGAGUAACUCUGAUCUGCAGGAUUCAUCAGUGAAGCUUCUGUCUGCUGGAUUGAGGAGUCCACACUGUAAACUGAAUACUCUGAGACUGAGUCACUGUAAGUUCUCAGAGAGAGGCUAUGAAGCUCUGUUCUCAGCUCUCAGCUCUCAGUCCUCUAGUCUGAGACAGCUGGACCUGAGUAACUCUGACAUGCAGGAUUCAGCACUCAAGCUUCUGUCUGCUGGACUGAGGAGUCCACAAUGCAAAAUGGAAACUCUCAGUCUGUCAGGCUGUCUGAUCACAGAGGAAGGCUGUACUUCUCUAACCUCAGCUCUGAGCUCCAACCCUUCCCAUCUGAGAGAGCUGGACCUGAGCUACAAUCAUCCAGGAGACUCAGGCACGAAGCUGUUGUCGGCUGGACUGAAGGAUCCAUGCUGGAGACUGCACACACUUAGGGUGGAGCCUGCUGGAGUCCGAUGGUUGAGACCAGGUCUGAGGAAGUAUUCCUGUCAAUUCACUAUUGACACAAACACAGUACACACAAACAUCAAACUGUCUGAUGACAACAACAUGAAGGUGACACGUGUGAAGGAGGUUCAGUCAUAUCCUGAUCAUCCAGACAGAUUUAAUGUUCAUUACCAGCUGCUGUGUAGAAAUGGUCUGACUGGUCGCUGUUACUGGGAGGUCGAGUGGAGAGGAGAUGUUUAUAUAUCAGUGAGUUACAGAAGAAUCAGAAGGAAAGGAGACAGUGAAGACUGCUUGUUUGGAUACAACAAUCAGUCCUGGAGUCUCAGCUGCUCUGAUGAUGAUGGUCCUCAUUCUGUCUGGAACAAUAACAGACAAACAUGGAUCUCCUCCUCCACCUCCUCCUCUGUCUCUAACAGAGUAGCAGUGUAUGUGGACUGUCCUGCUGGCACUCUGUCCUUCUACAGAGUCUCCUCUGACACUCUGAUCCACCUCCACACCUUCAACACCACAUUCACUGAAACUCUUUAUCCUGGGUUUAGACUCCGGUCUCCUGGUUCCUCAGUGAGUCUGUGCUGA
Messenger RNA from Pelmatolapia mariae (spotted tilapia), 3183 nucleotides. RefSeq names its product protein NLRC3-like. Gene Ontology annotation, molecular function: protein binding. Gene Ontology annotation, biological process: intracellular signal transduction. Bases 1 to 3183 code for a protein of 1060 amino acids. Lineage: Eukaryota; Metazoa; Chordata; Actinopteri; Cichliformes; Cichlidae. The record is from RefSeq and is a predicted model, not a curated record. The transcript has 8 exons.